CGAAGCCGCAUUCAUGCUGAAACAGGAAAACAAGAUUCAGAUGCGGUGAAGUCUGCUGUACAUUGUCACGCUGACAGAAACGAUCGACCCAUGCGACUCACUAAGUGCCGGUCCGCCUUGCCUCGCCCGUCAAAAUUGAAAAUGCCCCGCGGGGGCAGGCACGCGUUGACAGAGAUAAUUUGA
Messenger RNA from Cylindrotheca closterium, 183 nucleotides. Lineage: Eukaryota; Bacillariophyta; Bacillariophyceae; Bacillariales; Bacillariaceae. The record is from the annotation of a GenBank genome assembly.